AUGGAUGGUGGCAGUGGCGGCAGAGCCGCUGGUAUGCUGGAUCGUACCUCUGAUUCCCCAUCCAGCGGCAGGCUUCGUCGUCGUGUGUCUCUCUCGGCGCCCAUGCCAUCAUCAUUCGACGCAAGGAGCUCCAACGACCUAGCUGUUGUUGCUUCUUCACGCGCGCGCCUUAUCUUUGAUCCGUCCUCCUCCGCCAACCACAAGCAGACGACCGGCUUCAGCUCCAACACAGUUAUUAGCAGCUCCUCAUCAGGUACCAUAGUCUCGACCACCAACACAUCUAGAUCUAGCGGCUCUAGCCUGCACUUGUACUUGUUCGACGACGAAGACGACGGUACAUAUACCCUCAACAAGGCCCGCAAAGAAACGGAGAAGAAGCGGAUGAACAACAUCAAGAGCCUGGUCCAGGAAUUCUUUGGUGCGUCGUCGUCGUCGUCGUCCGCGAAUUGCACAAUCGACAGCGGCGACAUGAGCGUCCUGGAGAGGUGGUUCACAGAGCUGGGCGUCGGCUGGGUGCUCCACAUCUCUGAUGUUGAUGCGUCUAUAGCCGUGAUACAGCCCGACCAUACUUUGGAUCCACGAAGCUGGAUCCGGGCUCUCAACGAAAUCAUGGAAACCAUUCGUCUCACCCCAUCUUUCUUUUCUGACCGUGGAUUCGAGGGCAUGCCCAGUAUUUGGGAGGAGGAUGAGGAGGAGGAGGAGGAGGAAGAAGAAGAAGAAGAAGAAGAAGGGUUUUUCGAAAAUCGAAGGGGGGAAAACCAAAUACAGAAAGAAGAAAAGGCAGAGGAGGCUGAGAGCUGUAUUCCGGAUCAGUUUCAGUUUGCACGGUUUAUCCAAGAAACCAUGCUGAAAAUGCUUGCUUUUGUUGACUUCCUAGUUGCUCUGGAUCCUAAUACCAUUUGUGAAUUUUCUGUUGCCAAUGGCAGUGGGGUGCCAGCACCAGCACUAUACCAGAAGAUCAGUAUCUUGCUGCGUGUGCUCGACGCUCUGUCCAAUGCCUUUUUCGAGGUCGAGGUGCUACUCCUUUCGAUGCCCUCGGAGUCGGAAGAGGUUAAAAGGAUUCGGGGCGAGAUAAUCAACCUCUUGUAUGCCAAGGACAACAAGGCGACUGAGGCCGUAUGGGGCACAAUGCAGGAGAUCUGGGCUCUGAUCAUGGAGUCCAUGGAGGAGGACGGCCAAGACUCCGUGAUGACUACGCAGGGAUCAUCGGACAUUCACAAGGUCACUCUGUCUGUAAUCCACCACAUCAGGUACCUAUGGGCUAACUACUGGUCAGUGACCUCAAUUGUGUUCAGCCUUGGUAAUAAGAAGCAUGUCACUGAGACUGGAGACACUACUAGUAAUCCUUUAGCCAGCCUGACAAUUGAGAUGGUCUCCUGUCUUGAAGAAAAACUUGCCAAAAUGUCGCAAUCCUUCACAGACCAGGGCCUCAGAUACAUGUUCUUGAUCAACAACUCAACCUACAUAUUGCAGCAACUUCAAACUACAUACGGCAACAACUUCUUACACUCAUAUUUCGCAGCCCUUGAUCGAAGAAUCGAGGGCUACAUACAAACCUAUCUAAAACUGUGUUGGGUGCCAGUGUUGUCAUGUUUGCUCAAUCCUACACCUCAUUGCUUCGGGAAAAGCUACUCUCCAUUGCCUAAGUUUGAGUAUGAAUUUGAGAAAAUCUGUACGACCCAAAAGUUGUGGAAGGUCCCGGAUCCUGAGCUGAGAAAAAGAAUGCGCGAUGCUAUCACUAUGGAAAUCAUUCUAGGCUAUACAAGGUACAUUGAGGACAACAAAGUUUCCACCACAAAACUCACUCCCCAGAACCUGGAAGAGAUGUUGCAAGAGCUUUUUGAAGGAUGA
This is a messenger RNA of Miscanthus lutarioriparius, 1851 nucleotides long. Lineage: Eukaryota; Viridiplantae; Streptophyta; Magnoliopsida; Poales; Poaceae. The record is from the annotation of a GenBank genome assembly.